Molecule: messenger RNA, 480 nt
Organism: Naegleria lovaniensis
Lineage: Eukaryota; Heterolobosea; Eutetramitea; Acrasida; Naegleriidae
Exons: 2
Coding region: 1-480 (159 amino acids)
Cellular component (GO): nucleus
Molecular function (GO): protein phosphatase 1 binding; protein serine/threonine phosphatase inhibitor activity
Source: RefSeq, a predicted model, not a curated record
AUGAAUCAUCCAACAGUGCACACCCUCGGAAGUCUGAUCGGAAGUCAUACGGAUGCAUCAUCGUCAUCCUCGAUGAAUCCUCACCACCAAUCAGUUAAUACAGUUGCAAAUACAUUACCCCAUUAUUCUUCAAACGAUAAUAGUCGGACAACAAGUAGUACAAUUUCCUCUCCUGCCUUGUCAUCGAGUACUACAUUUGAAUCAUCAAGCACAGCAUUGAAUGCUCCUUCCUCAACAACAAGCGUAGUCACUGUUUUUGCUCCGAUGGAAGCAUCUCAAGUAAGAAUGAAAUUACGAGCACAACGUAAAAAGAAACAUGUAUCCUUCACAAAAGAUGUAGAGGAUAAUGAGCAUAAACAAAUGAAAACUUCAAAAAAAUGUUGCAUAUUUCACCGUAAGAAAGCAUAUUAUGAAAGUGACACAGAAAGCGAUUCCAGUGACGAUGAAGAGAAUUCUCCAUGUCCUGAAUGUGGAAAAUAA